AUGCCACAGUCUUCAAUGGCAGACCUGAAAGGCUCCCACCGUCCAACCAUUUUUUAUAGGCCUAUUCUGCCUUCAGAUUUAGAGGUUCUUGAGAAAAUCCAUGGUGACUUAUUUCCUGUUAGGUAUGAGUCUGAGUUCUUUCACAGUGUUGUUAAUGGCUGUGAUAUUGUGUCUUGGGGAGCUGUUGACCGCAGUCGGCCCAGCGAUCAGAGUGAUGAACUUAUUGGAUUUGUCACCGCAAGGAUUGUCCUGGCAGAAGAAAGUGAGCCUUUUGGUCUGCAGAGAGCUUGUCACACUUGGGGUGACUUACAUGAGGAGUGGAUUUAA
This is a messenger RNA of Ilex paraguariensis (yerba mate), 327 nucleotides long. The record is from the annotation of a GenBank genome assembly. NCBI's taxonomy places the organism in Eukaryota, Viridiplantae, Streptophyta, Magnoliopsida, Aquifoliales, Aquifoliaceae.